AUGGAUGACAUCUACCAGCUGAACCACAAAUUCUCGCUUAAAACAUGUAAAAAGCCUCUAUCAAGCAUCACUGUCAACCGAGACAUUUCUAUCUUAAAGGCAUCUUCUCAGGCUCUUCCCCCAGAAAUAUACCCUUAUUCUCCAACCUCGCCUGGUUCACUGUCGUCUCAGUCUAAGUUUAACGACUGUGGGCUCUACUUGAGACAACCAACGGUAGCCCAGACUUUGCAGGCGAAGAAGCUUACGCAAGGUAAGAAGAAUCGGAAUUCAAGCUUCAAUGUAAGGAGUAAAAGGGUCUCCAUAAAGAGCCAGAAAUAGCCUCAAACCACAGAAAAUCAGCAAGCAUAACUUGAUAAAUAUUCAAAAAUAGAAUGAACGGAAUAAACCCAAGUAAAGACAUGUUGGAAUAUUUUAAGUUUGCCAAAAAGCUAAAGGAAGAAAAGAUAAAAAGAAAGAGACCGAACUCUUCCCUUUCAUCAUUCACUUCUGAAGAGAAUGUGAUCGCAGUUGCGUGUAUGAAUCGUCUCAGGAAGAACUCUAGCAUGGGUGAUCUUACUCGGAAGAAUGAUGUUGACUCUAAGAUCCCUAAGAAAUUUCAAGCUCUCAACAAGCUAUUUUGCAAUGUCGGCAUAAACUGUUGUAAACUUGGAGCUACCCCGAAAUCUUUGUUUCUGCUAAAGAGCUCUCAGACUAACAAGAAUGGCAAAAGUCGGAACAGUCUCUGAAGAGGCUCAGAAACAUAUGACGCAACCCCAAAGAUGUCCUUUCAGAGAGAUUUCUAUCGGAAUUAUUGCCCCAAGGAGCUUGCAGAGAUUCUUUACAGGGAUUAUACUGUGACUAAAGAGGAUAUUGUGGAUACAAUUGCCAAUGAUAUUAAAUUAAGAGGGAUACUAACUAAGAACAUCGAGCAGAUCAAAGCAAACAAGGUCAGUAAACUCAAAAAAAUCUCAAAGAAGCUCUCCCAAAAGACGUUGGAUCAGAGUAUGGCAGUCAGGAAGAGCAAGUUCAAAAUAAGACCCAAAAAAUCCCAGCUGAAAGUUAAGCUCUAAUCUAUU
Messenger RNA from Moneuplotes crassus, 1055 nucleotides. NCBI's taxonomy places the organism in Eukaryota, Ciliophora, Spirotrichea, Euplotida, Euplotidae. The record is from the annotation of a GenBank genome assembly.